AUGAUUGAGUCACUCACCGUGUUGACGUUCAACGUCCGAUCGAUGAAGAACGCAGUCAACCAAGUCAAAAUCAUCCGUUAUCUCAAAACCCUUCGGCCGGCCCCUGCGGCCAUCCUCCUGCAAGAGCACCACCUCAGCUACAACGCGUCGCGCGAAGGCUUCGAGAGUGCUUGGCCGGGGGCUUGUAUUCGUUUCACUCCUCAUGUCCUUACCCUAUACCCGAUGGCUCACCUUUGGCGGGCAUCUCCUUUCCUCUACCCCGGUCGUCUUUGCAGGAGCUCCUCGUUUCGACGGUCGGAUUCUGCGCUCGGUGUUUCGUCUUGAGGAGCUCGAUGUCGAGAUCAUCAACAUGUACGCGCCGGUGCAGGAGGACGAUCGUCGCGACUUUUUCGGGCUUCUGCACUUCAACGCCCCGAGACCCAAGACUCUUCGGAUCUUGGCCGGCGAUCUCAACGAUUGUCCGGAUGUAUCGGUCGACGAGUGUCCAUCACCGAUCGCGCUUGGACUCCUGUAUCGCACUGGCAGACCUUGCUGUCAAAGAUCGCGUUCAAGGCACUCGACACGGUCCGACAUGUCAUUCUUGCACCCUGCAUUCACUCGUCCUCACUACCGUGGUAGAGGGGAAGAGCGAAAGAUUUGCUCGUGGUCGCGGAUCGACUAUAUUCUGUCCAAUGCAGUUGGGCGAACCGGUUGUUGAGCGCUUCUACGCUCUUCGAUGCGCCCUGUUCGGACCACAGACCUGUAGUUGCGACUUUCGCUUGCCUACAUCGAACGCUGAUGCCGACCCCCCUUUCUCUUCCCUCCACGAGCGAUUUCAUUUCGAGGCUCAACCCAAUGGUCUUUGACGAUCAAGACUUUGUCGCAUCGAUUCCCGGGGUCGUCGACGGGUCUAUCGAAGGCUCGAGGGGACCGCUCCGCCGGCGACGUCUAUGACGCCGCUCUGCGGGCGGUUGCAGUCGCUGGCCAUGCACGAUACCGCUCGACUCGUGCCGACAUGCGCCGACUGCGGGCCGAGAGCCAAUCCGUCAUGGAGGCUUUGGAGCACGCGGUGAGCACAUGAAUGAGGCCGAGCGCGAUGCGUAUGCUCAUGCCAAGUCGCGGUUGGACCAGUUGGCGGUAAAGGAGGCUCAGUGGCUGCGCAUUCGUGCGCAUUGCCGUCAGUCGACUCGAGGGAAGGUCAAUCGGCAAGCAUUCGCACGCGCCUCAACGCCGGAGUCGCAGACGAGCAUCGUCUCGCUGGAGGAUGUGGAUGGCACCGAGACCGUUGACAUGCAGGAGGCGCUGGGUAUUGCUUCACGGCACGCGCAGUCGCUCUCACGCCGGACCAGCUCGUGGCGACCCGACGAACGCACGCCGGUCCCUGCUCGACCCUAUUCGCGCAGCGAAAUGCUACGAUGACGACCGCUCGGACCCUACGUUCGGUCGUCGGCUGCCUCGUCAAGCGAGAGUGGCGCUUGACGAGCCCUUCACCCUCCUCGAGGUUGAAGCGGCGUUGAAGAAGACGGAUUCGGGGCGAUCACCGGGGCCCUCGGGCAUUCCGUACGAGCUCUUCAAGGCGCUGCCAACCUACUUUGCUCCCAAGCUGUUGGACUUGUUCAACUCGAUUUGGGAGGGCGGCAAAAUGACGGCGUCUUGGGGGGCUGGUGCGGCUCUUGCCCAAGAAUAAACCGGGGGCCAAUCUGAAAUCACUGGGGGCAUACCGACCGAUCACAUUGCGCGAGACGACCUACAAGGUCCUCAGCAAGGUCUUGGUGGCGCGACUCAAUGGGGUGCUCGGCGAGCUUUUGCCGCCGGCGCAACACGGUUUCAUGCCAUCAAGACGUUCAGCGGACGCGGGAAGUCAUCUCACUCUCCUUCUCGAAAAACUCAAGUCGCUAGGCAUGAUUUUUCCCCGAGGGCGCCCUCUUGUCUUUGGAUCAGCAGAGCGCGUACGAUCGGGUCGAUCACGCCUGGAUCUUCGAGGUCUUUGAGGCCUUUGGGUUCGGUGAGCGUUUCAUCUCGCUGCUGCGCGCUCUCUACGAUCCCGAGACUCUGGGGGUGCGCUACCUUGUCAAUGGGUUCCCCACGGACUUGGUGCGGUUGCUGUGUGGUCUCGGUCAGGGGGAUCCCCUCUCGUGCCCGGUUUGGAACAUCACGUUCCAGCCCUUCCUCGACGCCCUCGUUCGGCGCGGGGAUCGCGCUCGACCUGCAGAAGGUGUGGCCAGGGGGGCCGCGUGCGCAGCUUACGCAUCUGGCGUUUGCCGACGAUGCUGUGGUGGUGGUGGAGUCACCGGCGGCAUUGUCGAAGCUGCAAACGCUGUCGCAGACGUGGUACGAGGCUACCAACGGGAAGACCAACACGGACAAGACGCUGGUGCUACCACUCGGACCGAACUGGCUUCGGGACGAGACUGCGCAGGCGCUGCCAACGGUGCAGGAGGGGGAGAGCUUCAAGUGGUGCGGGCUAUGCCUUCUUUCGCCACGGUGA
Molecule: messenger RNA, 2467 nt
Organism: Microbotryum saponariae
Lineage: Eukaryota; Fungi; Basidiomycota; Microbotryomycetes; Microbotryales; Microbotryaceae
Source: the annotation of a GenBank genome assembly